Neodiprion fabricii is the source of this 985-nucleotide messenger RNA. Its product is annotated as EF-hand calcium-binding domain-containing protein 1. NCBI's taxonomy places the organism in Eukaryota, Metazoa, Arthropoda, Insecta, Hymenoptera, Diprionidae. Bases 46 to 723 code for a protein of 225 amino acids. The record is from RefSeq and is a predicted model, not a curated record. The transcript has 4 exons. Gene Ontology annotation, molecular function: calcium ion binding.
UCCUCGAGUCAAACGGCCACCGGAGGUCGUCGACGACGAAGGAAAAUGCCCGAAGACGGUGGCGGAGCGAAGGGCGUCACGCUCACGGCGAAGGUCUUCGACACUCUGAAAAAACGGACGAAAUUUUCUAGGGCGGAACUUGAGGCGCUCUGCAAGAUCUACUGCAAGCUGAUAACAAGUCCAGGUCAGCACGCGGGGCCGACGACGAUAAUAAACGGAAUGCCUUCAACGGCGCAGACCAUCGAGGGAAUAGACAGGAUUAUAUUUCGGGAAUUGAUGCACAACACUUUCGACAUCCUAACGGAGGACACUCUGAUCGAGCGAAUGUUUUGCUGCUGGGAUCGUGAUAGCGAGGGUGCAAUUCGCCUAGAAGCCUGGAUCCUUGGUCUCGACGUAUUUUUGCGCGGUACUCAAAGAGAGAAGCUAGAGUUCUGCUUCCGGAUUUACGACCUCAACAACGACGGCUACAUCACCAAAGACGAGAUGUUUCAGUUGCUCAAGAAUUGCCUGAUCAAACAACCCAGCGAAGAGGAUCCUGACGAGGGAGUCAGGGAUCUGUCGGAACUAGCUCUUAGGAAGCUGGACGUUGAUCGGGACGGAAAAGUCUCAUUCCAGGACUAUGAAACCGCCAUAAAGGAAGAACCUCUACUUCUCGAAGCCUUCGGCCAAUGUCUACCGACGGAAGAAAACUGUGUCAGUUUUCUGUCGACUCUACAGCCUUGAACUACAACAAGCAUUCGAUGGUGAAAAGUCCUUCAAAUUGAUCGUUCUCGGGGACCGAGAUUCGAUCUGAUUUAAGUGAUCGAAAAGACAAUUUUGGAACACUCUCGAAAAAUUAAACUCAAAAUUUACUAAACUUUUUACGUGUUCGUUGUUCGUAAUGAGUUUCGCACUAAGCCUAUGUAUGUGAGUUCAUUCUAAGAAGGUAAAAUAUAUAUAUGUAUAUGGAUUCAAUUUUUCAAACUUAUAACACUUGGUGUAAGCA